GGAGGGGGGCGGAGGUCGGAGGAAGUAUUUAUGUGCGUGCUUGGCAGCAGUGCACGCACACACACCCCGCCCCUGAAGACGCACACAGCCUGUCAUACACACGCCAUGGGUCUGCGGUCACCUUCCUGUCUGCUGCUGCUGCUGGUGCUGGUACCCGCCACCACUGCAGCAAGCACAUGCACUGGCACUGAUCCCUGUACGCUGGACUGCACCGACUGUUCCGCGUAUGAGAAGGCUCCUGACCCUGAAAACUGCCGCGGCUACUAUGUGUGUGAUGGUACUGGUGGUACACUCAGUUCCCUGCCCCUCCAGUGUCCCGACGGCCAGGUGUAUAACAUCACCGUUCGCGACUGUACUGAUGGAGACUCCUGUGAUGAGUGCCCUCCGCCAUGUAGUUAUGAGUGCUCAAUAUCUGUUCCUUACGCUGCUUACCCUUUCUCCUGCAACGCCUACUAUACAUGCGACCUUGGCGGCGGUAUUUCUGGAAUUGAGCAAUGCCCAGGUUCGGCAGGCCAGGGUCUCUUCUUCGACGGGACGUCUUGCCAGGCUGAUGAAACCCGGUGCUGUUACUGCCUCCCGUAUUGUUACACAACUGACUUCAACAGCCUUAUAGCUGACCCGCAGGACUGCCGCAAGUACUACUUCUGCGGAAGUACUCCGGGAGUGAGCACCCAGUACGGCAUGUGUCCCACCGGGGAGAACUUUGACUCCGACAAUGAAGUAUGUUCCGCCUUGGUCCCGUGCAGCACAAAAGCAGCUUGCCGGAACGUGGUGGGCGCCGACGGCUGCAUCGACCCGUUUACUUGCCAGCAGACGGGCUACUUCGCCAAGUGCCCUAACCAGUGCACGCCUGACUACUACCACUGCACGGCGGCGACCGGAGACUUCCAAGACGUCAUUUCAUGCAGCGGCGACGAAGUCUUCCACCCCGACAACCACAUCUGUGUCAACGCAGACCAAUGUCUUUAGGCGUCCGUCCCGCCGCUCCCCCGGGUGUCAACCAAGGAUUCUAGAGUAUAAGGAUACGCGAUCUAAUGUGGUGGGACUUGAGAGAAACUAAAGGGUGGAAAUGCUUGAUUGCCAACUUCCAGCGCUGCACCGAGGCGACCAGCCAGUAUCGGGGCCGCCAGAGGUAGGGAGGAGGAUGCUUCCGCGCUCUCGUUUCGAACUACCAUGUCAAAGAAUAAGCAAAAUAAAAAUAAUGGGUGAA
Eriocheir sinensis (Chinese mitten crab) is the source of this 1210-nucleotide messenger RNA. Its product is annotated as latent-transforming growth factor beta-binding protein 4-like. Gene Ontology annotation, molecular function: chitin binding. The record is from RefSeq and is a predicted model, not a curated record. The transcript has 2 exons. NCBI's taxonomy places the organism in Eukaryota, Metazoa, Arthropoda, Malacostraca, Decapoda, Varunidae. The coding region runs from base 31 to 969 and encodes 312 amino acids. Gene Ontology annotation, cellular component: extracellular region.